Messenger RNA from Daphnia magna, 4995 nucleotides. RefSeq names its product sodium/potassium-transporting ATPase subunit alpha-B. The record is from RefSeq and is a predicted model, not a curated record. Lineage: Eukaryota; Metazoa; Arthropoda; Branchiopoda; Diplostraca; Daphniidae. Gene Ontology annotation, molecular function: P-type sodium:potassium-exchanging transporter activity; ATP binding; ATP hydrolysis activity. Gene Ontology annotation, cellular component: membrane. Gene Ontology annotation, biological process: potassium ion import across plasma membrane; proton transmembrane transport; intracellular potassium ion homeostasis.
AUAGGUGGAACAAUUGCAUCGAACCGGCACCGUUGCACAAGUCGUUUCCAAAGAUGGCCUCCAAGGGAAGGAUGGAAGACUACGGUCGUGCGGAUUCGUACCGGACGGCUACCACAGCCACCUUACCCGACGAUUGCCUCCGUGCCGAUGGUGUUGCCAAGUAUCGGCGAAAGGAUGCGGCGCCUAGCGCUGGCAAAAAGGCGCCCAAGAAGGGCAAAGACAUGAACGAGUUGAAGCAGGAACUGGACAUCGACGAUCACAAGAUCCCCAUCGAGGAGCUCUACCAACGACUGGGCACCAAUCCCGAGACGGGCUUGACUACAGCGCAAGCCAAGGCCAUCUUUGAACGCGACGGUCCCAAUGCCCUGACGCCGCCGAAGACGACGCCCGAAUGGGUGAAAUUCUGCAAGAACCUCUUUGGCGGCUUUUCCAUGCUGCUGUGGGUCGGUGCCAUCCUUUGCUUCGUCGCCUAUUCGAUCGAAGUCAGCACCGAAGAGGACGUCCUCGGUGACAACUUGUACUUGGGCAUCGUGUUGACGGCCGUGGUGGUCGUGACGGGUGUCUUCUCCUACUACCAGGAGAGCAAAAGCAACAAGAUUAUGGAGUCGUUCAAGAACAUGGUGCCGCAAUACGCCGUCGUGGUGCGCGAAGGCCUCAAGCAGACGAUGAAGGCCGAAGAGAUUUGCAUCGGCGACAUUGUCGAGGUGAAAUUCGGUGACCGCAUCCCGGCCGAUAUUCGCAUCAUCGAGGCGCGCAGCUUCAAAGUGGACAACUCGUCGCUGACGGGCGAAUCGGAACCGCAGAGCCGCAGCAGCGAGUACACCAAUGAAAAUCCGCUGGAGACUAAAAACUUGGCUUUCUUCUCCACCAACGCCGUUGAAGGUACCGCCCGCGCCAUCGUCAUUAGCAUCGGGGACAAUACGGUGAUGGGUCGCAUCGCCGGAUUGACUUCCGGCUUGAGCUCUGGCGAGACCCCCAUCGCUCGCGAGAUUGCCCAUUUCAUCCACCUGAUUACGGGCGUGGCCGUCUUCCUCGGCGUCACGUUUUUCGUCAUCGCCCUCAUUCUCGGCUACCAGUGGCUGGACGCCGUCAUCUUUUUGAUCGGCAUUAUCGUGGCCAACGUGCCCGAAGGUCUACUGGCCACCGUCACCGUCUGCCUGACGUUGACGGCCAAGCGCAUGGCCAGCAAGAAUUGCCUGGUCAAGAACUUGGAAGCCGUCGAGACGCUCGGCUCGACGUCCACCAUCUGCUCCGACAAGACUGGAACGCUGACGCAGAACCGCAUGACCGUCGCCCACAUGUGGUUCGACGGCCAAAUCAUCGAAGCCGACACUACCGAAGAUCAGUCUGGUGCCCAAUACGACAAGACUAGCAGCGGAUGGAAAGCCCUUUCCCGCGUUGCCGGACUGUGCAGCCGCGCUGAAUUCAAACCCGGUCAGGACAAUAUCCCGAUUUUGAAACGCGAAGUCAAUGGCGACGCCUCCGAAGCCGCUCUCCUCAAAUGCAUCGAGCUGGCCACCGGUGAGGCCAUGGCCAUCCGCGCGCGCAACAAGAAGGUCUGCGAAGUGCCGUUCAACUCGACCAACAAGUACCAGGUGUCCAUCCACGACAACGAGGACAAGAACGACGGCCGCUAUUUCCUGGCCAUGAAGGGAGCGCCCGAGCGUAUCCUCGACGUGUGUUCGACCAUCCUGCUGAACGGCGUCGAGAAACCGCUGGACAACGAGAUGAGGGACGCGUUCAACACGGCCUACAUGGAGCUGGGCGGUCUGGGCGAGCGAGUGCUCGGCUUUUGCGACACUUACCUACCGCUGGACAAGUUCCCCAAGGGAUACGCUUUCAACGCUGAUGACCCCAACUUUCCGCUGACUGGACUCCGCUUCGUCGGACUCAUUUCCAUGAUCGAUCCGCCCCGCGCUGCCGUGCCCGACGCUGUUGCCAAGUGUCGCUCGGCCGGCAUUAAAGUUAUCAUGGUGACGGGUGAUCACCCCAUCACUGCUAAAGCCAUCGCCAAAUCCGUCGGUAUUAUCUCUGAGGGCAAUGAAACUGUCGAGGACAUGGCCCAGCGACUCAACAUCCCCGUCGAAGAGGUUGACAAACGUCUAGCCAAGGCUGCCGUCGUUCACGGUGGCGAGUUGCGUGACAUGGACAGCGACGACUUGGACGACGUCCUACGCAACCACACCGAGAUCGUCUUUGCUCGCACGUCCCCCCAGCAGAAGCUCAUCAUCGUAGAGGGUUGCCAACGACUAGGAGCCAUCGUGGCCGUCACGGGCGACGGUGUCAACGACUCGCCCGCUCUGAAGAAAGCCGAUAUCGGUGUCGCCAUGGGUAUCGCCGGCUCGGACGUCUCGAAACAGGCCGCCGACAUGAUCUUGUUGGACGACAACUUUGCCUCUAUCGUUACCGGCGUCGAAGAGGGUCGAUUGAUUUUUGACAAUUUGAAGAAAUCCAUCGCCUACACGCUGACGUCCAACAUCCCCGAGAUCUCGCCCUUUUUGCUCUUCAUCUGCUGCGACAUCCCCCUGCCGCUCGGCACCGUCACCAUCUUGUGUAUCGAUUUGGGUACCGACAUGGUGCCUGCCAUCUCUCUGGCCUACGAGGCUGCCGAGUCCGAUAUCAUGAAGCGCCAGCCACGCAAUCCUUUCACCGAUAAGCUCGUCAAUUACAGGUUGAUUUCCAUGGCUUACGGCCAAGUCGGUAUGAUCCAAGCAUCGGCUGGCUUCUUUGUCUACUUUGUCAUCAUGGCCGAAAAUGGAUUCCGGCCCGACUUGCUGUUUGGCAUCCGCAAGAACUGGGACUCGCGCGCCGUCAAUGAUCUCCAAGACUCUUACGGCCAAGAAUGGACUUACGACGCUCGUAAACAGCUGGAGUAUACCUGCCACACGGCCUUUUUCGUAUCGAUCGUCGUAGUGCAAUGGGCCGAUUUGAUUAUUUGCAAGACCAGACGCAACUCGAUCCUGCACCAGGGCAUGCGCAAUCACGUCCUCAACUUUGGUCUUCUCUUCGAGACAGCUAUGGCAGCCUUCCUUUCGUACACUCCCGGCAUGGACAAGGGUCUCCGCAUGUACCCUUUGAAGAUCAAUUGGUGGCUGCCGGCCAUUCCUUUCUCGAUAUUGAUCUUCGUCUACGACGAGUGCCGUAAAUUCAUCUUGCGUCGCAAUCCGGGCGGAUGGGUCGAAAGAGAGACGUACUAUUAAAAAAGAGAAAGAAAAAUAGCAAACAAAAAGAAGAAGAAGGCGAAACAAAAAUGACAUACAAGAAAGAGCAGCAACAUUCGACCAUCAUUAGGAGCAAGAUGAAUCAGAAGAAUCGGAGAACUUACUGCGUUGCGACCUGCCAAUUCAUUUCAUUUAGCAAAAAUUGAAGGAUCCCUCCACCUACCCCCCUACCCCCCUGUUUGAAUCUCUAACGAAGGUUUUUUUCUUCUUUUUUCUUCCAGAAACAAAUCAAGGGCUAAAAUCGCUAUGACACAUUUUUCACACACACUCACCACACAUUCACAUUCGUGCGGUGGAAGCUUUAAAACAAAAACAAAAGUUAAUUUAACAAUACGUAGUAUUUUUUUUUUUUUUUAUUGACACAGUCGUCUUUGACGAUCGCUCGGGACUCAUCACAGUGCAAUUUCGGGACUGGUCCUACACGAUGGUCAUUUUUGUUUUUGCUUUCUCUUCCUGACCCCACCCCGAAUCUCUUGAAAUCCUUUUUGCAGGUAGAUAAAGAAGAAGAAGAAGAAAGCAAACGAAAGGGGGGACAAACAAACAAAUAAGGAAAAAAUAAUCAUGACGCCAAUCUUUUGAGUGUGUACAGAGGGACGUACUUGCGUUGUUGGUUGUUGUUUUUAUUAACGAUCAUGUUUUUGUUGUGUGUAUGUUUUCUAUGGCUUUUCGAUUUUCCUUUCUGUCCUUAUCGAGGGAAGAAAACCCCCAAAAAUUUCGAAUCUCCCUCUGUCCACUGAAAACCAUCUUUGAAAAAAACAAAAAAAAACAAAAAACAAAAAAAAAGUACCCGAUGACCUCAACGUCUCACCGAAUCUCGGUCGUUUCUCUCCAUUCUUUUUUUUUGACGAACACAUUUCAAAUGGCCGAUAUGUUUCCCCGAUGAAGCUUUUUUGUCUCUCUCAAUUUUGGCUUUUCCAUGCAAAAUUCUGUCACUCUCUGGCGCCCCCCCUACCGACCCUUUUCGUCUUAGUCUAUUAUCCAAUAAGAGCCCCUCCCCCAAUUUUCACAGCGUUCUUAUCUGGCAUAGUGGGGAUGUGAGUGGGAGGGAGGAUGUAGGAGGUUUAAAAAAAAAAAAAACGCAAAUUUCGGACUUUUUACGUCACGAUCGAUGUGACGAGGGCGAGACGCAAAGAGCAACAACCAACAAAAAGAAAAAGUAGAAGAACAAAGAAAUGUGAAGUAUUUACAAAGAAGCAAAAGAGAGAAAAAAAAAAUCCCGUAGUACAAGUAGCGAUAAAAAAAAAUUUUAAAGGCCGUCUGUUGUCUCGGAGGCAUUUAUUACGCAAAAAAAAGUAAGAAAAAAAAAAUAAGUUUUUUGAUGUAUAUCAGUGGAUUGAAUCUACCGUUGUUGAAUUUUUUUUUUUUUUUCACACACACACACACUCACACCCGCCCCAUUUCUAUUAUUACUAUCUUUUUUUAAUGAUUGAUUUACUUCCGAGGAAUUCGUCGAUCAGGACGUUUCCACCAAUCCCUACGUUUGUUCUAUUUCGAUUUUUCUCCCGAUUAAUUUUUUUUCUUCUCCUCAUUUUAUGCAAUUAAUUUCUCAAUUCGUCCAGCAAUUUUACACUCUUUUUUUUUUUGGUUUUGUAAUUUUACAAUCCUCCAUUCAACAAACACAUCUUUCUCCUCAUUUACCUUCUUAUCUUUCUCUCUUAUUUUGCGGAAACGUCAUGUAGUUAUAGACACGGAACGAAAAUAAUAAGAGAGAAAAUGGCCGAAACUGUCGUCGUACAGCCAUAAAACAAAAAACAAAAAAAAAAAAUCAAACAAA